Molecule: messenger RNA, 1300 nt
Organism: Apis cerana (Asiatic honeybee)
Lineage: Eukaryota; Metazoa; Arthropoda; Insecta; Hymenoptera; Apidae
Product: cytochrome b-c1 complex subunit 7
Biological process (GO): mitochondrial electron transport, ubiquinol to cytochrome c
Cellular component (GO): respiratory chain complex III
Source: RefSeq, a predicted model, not a curated record
UGGCACGCGAAACUCUUUUUACAGCUUCUUCCCCGAAUUUGGAUCGUAGAGGCUUUGCUCGCUUUAAAAGGAGAACGAGCGGCUCUCCUCUUCCUCGUCAAAUCUUUCUUUCCCGAUUACGAGAAGCCUUUCGCGUUGAAACGAGACAAAGUUGGCCGAGGAUCGACAAUCGAUAUUCGAUAGUCUUUCGAAUUUCGACGAAUUUUGGUUAGAAUUUUCGUGGAUCGGAAUGUUCCGCACGAAAUUGGGUAUGCUGGCUAAAGUCACCCCAAUGAUGAAGCAUCCGAAAAGGCCGGAAAAGAAAAACAGUUGGACGUUCAUGAUGUCGAAGCUCGUGUUCAAUUUGGCCGGAUACAACAGAUACGGAUUGUACAGCGACGACGUGAUAUAUCACGACAGCCCCGUGGUGAAAGAGGCGCUUCGUCGAUUGCCGAAAGAAGUGCUCGACGCGAGAAAUUUUAGGAGCAUACGGGCGGCGCAAUUGGACUUUCUGAAAAUGAAUCUACCCAGGGAAAAAUGGAUCACGUACGAGCAGGACAUGAAUUAUCGCUAUCUGCAACCGUACAUAAUAGAGAUCGUGAUGGAGAAACAGGAGGUUAACGAAUUCGGUUGCACCAAUUACGCCGAGUGGCAUUGGCCCAGCAACGAAUUCAAAUAACGUCAUUCCACCUUGUUCGUCGUUUAAUAAUCAAUAAUCGAAGCAGCAGCAAUUUUCUUUCUUCGAUUCUCUUCUUCUCAGACGAAGGUAUCGAAAUAUUUUGCCACGAAAUAUUCGAUCGAUCCGAAUAAGAAAAAGAAUUCGAGUAAGUUGGAGUUUAGAAAGCAGACGCGUAAUUCUAGAGGGUACGUCGACGUGACGAUAAAAGUGGAUGAUGACGUGAAGCCCGGCUCGGCGAUGUGUCGGUUCUUGAUGGUAACUUCGUUAUCUCGCUGCCUUAAUUAUGGACCACGCAUUGAAGUGGGUGUGCCCCGGCAAGGAUGUCGCUCUAGAGAUUCGAAAAUUGCUUCUUGAAGCGCGUCGCGCGUCGCACGGCCUCUGGAUUCGAGGAGGCGCUCUUCAAACUCCACCCUGACCCAGGAUCUUGCCCGCGUAUUCACGACGCGGCGCAUCGGCAACGCUCUUUCCCCCGAUUCUUGCACCCUCCUUUUUUAAACGCGCCCCAACAUUUUCGCCGCGAGUAGACCGCUUAAUUAAACGCAGACGCGGUAUUCCGCUUCCGGUGAUUCUUUUCUUUCUUCCUUCCUUUCUUUCUACGCGUGCAUCGCUUUUUCCCUCUCCCGCUACGUGCAUUUCGUAUCG